UUAAAAAAAACAGAAAAUUACUCAGUGGUUUUUAUCAAGAGACAAAAACUUUGAUCUGUAUCCACCUGGCGCACUGUCGUAAAAAUUUGUCAAUUUGAUGCGAUUAUGAAACAACCUUGACAUUUUUGCAAAUUAAAAACAAACCGAAAUAUCACUUCGGUAAUAAAACGGCAUAAUCGUCUUCGAUUAUGGUUACGUCAGUAACCACAUUCUUAUUAACUCGCUGUAAGUAACAGUUGCAAAUGCAAGUAACAAGUUGUGAAACAUCGACGAGCUGUCCAUGUCCAUGCUGUUUACAUUUUUGGUAUUUCGAUCAGCACCUUGGAUGCUACUCGUUCGAAGGCUUCUGGAAGUCGACCUUUGUCAAGGCGUGGUAGUUGUCUAUAAGCAUCUUUAAGUAAUUGUAAAGUCGCCACAAGGUUAUUUGCAAUUGACACGCGACAAUCUACCAAACAGGUUUAUAUUUACAGAAGAUCAGCCGGUGGCGCAGCGACCAUGCUUCAAAUCACCGAAGAUACACCGCCUGACAUGCUGGCAGGGGCCAUGGAUCUUACGGUACAUCUACCGACCGGCAGAACAGUCAAAAUGUCGGUGGAGCGGAGCACGCCCAUGAUGGACCUCCUGGUGCAAAUCACCAUCAACAACCACCUGCAACUCUCCGGGUACACCCUCCAGGUGCUGGGGAUGGCAGAACACAGCGACAGCGUCCUACCCUACAAACCAAAUACUCCCAUUGGAACCCUCGAUACUCAGCACAUUAGGGUGGUGCCCAAAGCGCGCACUGCCCCAGUACCCAAAAACAUCCCCCCUGGACACCAGCCCUUCGAAAGCACUUUCAGACUAAAGGUUCACCUGCCUAGGAACCAACUCUUCGUCACUCGAGUCGGACAAAGCGUCCACUUGGGCGACAUCAUGAAGAAAGUCUGCGAGGAAAAAAUCCUAGACCCCCUUAAGUACGAGUUCAGGCAUCCAGGCAACUUGGACGAGAUUUUGGACCCCAAACUCACACUUAGUGAUUACGCAAUUACGGAAAUAUACCUCGUACAGAAGGGGACCGCAAGUCUGAACCAAGCCUUCUCAAGUGGAGACAUUAUGGCGCUCCGGAAAGAAGAAGAACGCAAGCAGAUGCACACCAAGACGGGAGGUGGAGUCUUCAAUUUGAUCUUUAGGAGAGGAAAGUCGAGUACUGGCUCGUUAUCGAGCGACAAUCGUUCGAUUUCGCCGACUCACAGCGACGAUUCCCGCUCUGUGACUCCCCCAGCGGUGCAACAACAAAUAAUCACCUCGCAAGAACCCCCAGAACGACCCAAACCCCCACAAAGAAAACGCAGACCAGCGCCGAAACCCCCGCAGGAAAAACCAAAAGUUGAAAAUGGCCUAACUAUUUGUCAUUCGCGAAACAGUAGCGAUAGUUCCGGUUAUCACGAAGCUUCGAUUCUGAGUGAUAACAACACGUCGUUGCCUCGAAGGCCCAAAUCAACGAUGAUUGAAGAAAGUCAAAAAACUUUAGGGGUACACAGUCACAGUACCAGUAAUUUAAGUAAAAUGAGUGCCCAGUCAAAGUCAACGUCUAGUUUAGCAGUCCCAAGUCGUAAAAAGAAAUCAGCACCUCCUCCGCCACCACCAGUAUUAAAACCCGACCAUUCCGACGCUAAACACCAAGAACCUAGUCCAGUAGUUGCUAGUCAACCUUGUAUAGUAGCUCAAGCAGACGGUAAUGGGCAAGUAGCUAACACUAAUCCCGUACCAACACCCAGAACACGAACCAAAAUCACACCACAUCCACGCCCACGUACCAUUGCCCACGAAAACAAACCACAAACAACUGAAGAUUUCAAAGAAAAUGAAAAAAUAACCGCGGAGUUUUGCCCAGUCAGCGAAACAACUGACAGUACUGUUGCAUCUGAAGAUGAUCUUCAGGUUGUCGAUGAAACAAGGGAACAUCACGAUAAAGAAGAAAUCGCUAGUGAACCUAAAACAACUGAAUAUUGCGACAUACGUGCCGAGAAAAAAGAAACUGGUAAUGAGCUGCUUGAAACAAAAGAACAUCCCAACAAAUAUGAAGAUAAUCUUCAGGUUGCCGAUGAAGAAAUCGCUGGUGAAACACCUGAAACAAGGGAACAUUGCGAUGAAUUACAGGCCGAUAAAAACGGAAUCGCUAAUGAGUUCCGUGAAACAAAAGAACGUGAAGAUAAUCCUCUGGUUGUUAGUGAAGAAAUCACUAGUGAAACACUUGAAACAAAGGAACAUCGCGAUAUACAUGAAGAUAUCAAGGGCAAGGCGUCCGAAUUGGCGCAGUUGCAGAAGGAAGGAGUUGAUAGUUUUUUCAAGUCUUUGGAAAAAUCCAAAGCUCCCGAAAUCGUGGCCUUGCAUCCAAAACCGGCCAAGUCGGGCGGCUCCAAGUCGAUUUUGGAUUCCUACACCCGGAAAAGAGGUUUCCAGAUCGGUAGUUCGCUCCUGGAUGAGGAAAAUUCGAACCAGAAACACUCUAGUGGUUUAUCGACACCGACGUCCGUGUCUUCUGCCUUGAAUGCGUUUGAUUUCGUCGAUGAGAUUGAAGGACUGGACGUGGAGAUGUUCACUGGGUCACUUUCGAAAAACUCCAAAAAUAAAAGUGUGAUUUUGAACGAGUUGCACGGAAUGCACGAGUUGGACAGUUUGAAGAAGAGUCCGUCAAGGGGUAGUUUACGCAGUGUGAACAGUCUUCCAGGUUUUACGGGUACCAACAUGAAGAAGUGGAGUAAUGUCGAGGAGCUUGAUGAGAUUUCGCUGAAUUCACAUGGGGGGAAAGACGGUUGGGUGCUUGGGGACACUUCUGACACAGAAUCUGUAGCUUCGACGGCCAACACGUCGCAACCGCUCUCCGUGCAAUCGCUCCCCGAACAGAAGCCGAAGGAAGUCGAGGAAAUUGUCGAACCUGAUUGGCAGUAUCAGCUGCCCUCACCGCCGAAGGCGUUUCGCGAUUCGAGUCCUGUGACCGAAUCAAUCGCCGAUUCGGUCGUGACCUCCCCCGAACUUUUUGAAAAACUCAAAGCUGUCAAAGACACCCAAUCAGAGAAAGAGACUGCAAGUGACGCCACCAGCAUGGUGAGCGAGGACGAAAAACCCAUUCUGAAUAAACUCUCGCUUGAGAAUCUCGAAAAGCGCAAAUCGUUGGUCUACAACCGCGAACUGACCACUACUUUAAAAGAGAAAAAUGAUACGUUUUCGAGCAGUUUGCAGAAUUUUGAAGAGACGUAUAAUGAAGUGAAGAGAUCUAGUCCGAAAAAAGUGAUAUCCACGAGCACUUUGCCCAAUUUCAAAAUCACAACCUACAACAACCCGAAACAGAAGUUGGAUAUUUUUGAGGAUGAUACAGUGAGGAGUAACUCGGAUAAGAGUAGUAAAAGGAACUCGUACGCCGAGCCCACUCUGGAGAGGAGUUAUGUGGGGAGGUCUAUGGAGAAUAUUUCCUUCAGGAAAAAUAGUCUAGGCCGAUCGGAUGAUGAAUACAAGUUUUUUAAACCGCCGGAACCCAAAGGUUCCAGUGUUUUCCGCUCAGAGUCAUUCUCAAGGGAACCAAUGGCAUGGGUACCAACCAAACCUGUGGCUAGGUCCAAGUCACAAGUCGCGUUAAACAAAUACAAAGACACUAAAAAUUUAUCGAAGAUGGAUGACGAGAACCUGACCAAGAGUAGCAGUUUGUUUGAUGUCUCCGGCCUUCAGAGUCUUGGGGUGAUGAGAUUAAUACAAACCAAGCUAAACACUCCGAAUAAUUCGACCGAACAGUUGGAUCACGAAAAAUCAAGUUACCAGGAGCAACCCGAAAUCAAGAUAGAAGUACAAAAACCUGAAGAAAAACAAACGACUGUCAAGCAAUACCGGCCGCCUUCGAUCAACAUGGGAACGUGGUCAGAAAGACCAAAAGUCCCAGUGAACGUCAAAGACGACCCCGAUUACAAAUCAAACACUUCAAAACUGAUCGUAAACACAAUCAACAACGACAUAAAAAGCCACAACAGCAUCGAAGUACGAAACAAAUUUAACAACGGAGUUAGCAUUAAAGUGAACGGAGUGGAGACACAAACCCCCGGAAACGUUGUAAUUAAAAUCGGGGGCCCUAAGCCUGUCUUUCGUAAACCUUUAGGGAACGUUAACGAGAAUCAAAGACCGCAUUCUAUAGCUUUCGGGGGCGAUUUCGACAUAUCAAGGGUGCCAAUCGUCAGGUCCGUUGAGUUUAAAAAACCGUACAAAGACGUGCAAAACAACAACACCUCCGUCACUCAAAUUAACAACAAUAAUAAUUACAAAUUGAACGGUUGGAGGCAAGUGGUGGAAGAGCCCCCCAAGCCGCCGCCAGUCGAGUCCAAACCUGUCUUCCGGGUGAAGAGUUUCGUCCAGAAUUCGGCCCCCGUUGUGCGGGGCUUCCGAGGCCCCUCCAGUUUUUCCACUCUUCCGGGCAAGACAGCUCCUUUGAAUUUCGCAGUGAAUGCUCCCAUCCCCUUCUCGCAGAAGAACCUGCGAAGGACUGAGUCUAGCAUCACGAAGGCGCCGCCCCCAGCCCCGAUUAUGCCCAAGACUGUGUUGGGGGGCAACGGUGGGGGGGACCCCCGGGGUGAGCUGCUGCAAGCCAUUCGAGAUUUUGGGGGGAAGAAGGGGCUGCGGGCCGCUAAAGCCUGAUGUAUAUAGUCAUAUUCGUAAUAAAAAGCUCAAUAUGUUCUGAAUUAUUAAUCAGAUACUAUAGGGACCAAAGGUUUUGUGGAACAUGAUUAUUUAUUUAUGUUUAUUACUCAUGUAUGUAUAGUGAAAUAAAUUAUGAAUAAAGUGUGUAACAAUUUA
Messenger RNA from Tribolium castaneum (red flour beetle), 4818 nucleotides. RefSeq lists its product as uncharacterized. The record is from RefSeq and is a predicted model, not a curated record. The transcript has 9 exons. The coding region runs from base 496 to 4659 and encodes 1387 amino acids. Gene Ontology annotation, molecular function: actin monomer binding. NCBI's taxonomy places the organism in Eukaryota, Metazoa, Arthropoda, Insecta, Coleoptera, Tenebrionidae.